Paramecium octaurelia is the source of this 823-nucleotide messenger RNA. NCBI's taxonomy places the organism in Eukaryota, Ciliophora, Oligohymenophorea, Peniculida, Parameciidae. The record is from the annotation of a GenBank genome assembly.
AUGUUAAAUUAUAAGGGAAAUUUAUGGGUUCGAAAAAAUUAUGUAUUAGGAAACAGGGUAAAACAUACAAGAUAUCAUUAAAUAGACAUAAUACCCUUUAUUUUUGGGCACAGUAGCUGGGACUCUCUUACUUUACUUAUAUUGUGAUUUUGUUUUGCUCUAGAAAUAUUGUGAAAUCCCCAAUUUAAGUAAAGUAAUUGUAACAUUUCAGAUACUAUCAAUAUACUCAAUGUUUAGAGUCAAUAUGACAGGUAAACUACAAAGAAUUAGAUUUUAGAACCUGGAGUAUAAAUGCAAACGAUUUCAGAAGAUAAAUACUUUGAUGGGAAAUUAUGCGAAAAGUGCAGAGCUAUAAAAAUAGAUCGCUGUUAUCAUUGUAAAUUUUGUGAUCAUUGUGUAAAUGAUUUUGAAGCGCAUUGUUUUUUAAUGGCUACAUGCAUAGGCAGAAGAAAUAUAAAAUAUUUGCUAGGACUAGUCACAUUUACUGGGAUAGCGUUAUACUUAUUAUUACUUAUUUUGAUUUAUAAAUGUAGAAGUUGCUCUAAUUAUAAUAGUAUUUGUAUCGGAUUGCAAGAAAGAAUUAACCUUCAUUAUUUUAAAUAUCGUCAGCUUAGUUUUAACAUUGGUUCACUUAAAUCCUUUUAUAUAUACUACAUGGAGGAAUGCGUCAUAGGUAAUUAAAAUUUUAAUUUAGAAUUGGACAAAAAAAGAAAUGAAUAGAGCUAAAUUCAAUGGAUCCCCUUAUUAUAUUUAUAAAAAUUAUAAAUAAUUCUUUACUCGAUUUUAUGAUAGUUAAUUAUAUGCAAAUUUUAUGUAAUAUUGA